CCGUAAUCCUUAAGUAACUCUCCGUUGAUGUAGCAUUGUUGAGCUUAAACUUAGCAAAAACGUAACUAGUAGCAGGUGGCUUGGUUAUAAAGGGAAGCUUCAGGAAGGAAGGAGUGCCCCAGUGACCCAGUCCCACGCACUCGAGAGAGGGAGUCAGUCCCAUCCUUAUCUCCGCUAGCUAGCUCGCUAUAGCCCCCUGGUCUUUACUCUCCAGGCCAAACAGAAACAGCUACUAGGCGAAGGACACAUCGGCAAUUAUCCAUCGAUCGGGGCCUUGUCCUGUCCGCGGGUGGCGCCGGGCGCCGGUGACAACCGACAGGGCAGCAAGCGUGGAUCAUCCGAGCGGAAGCGGAAGCCCUCCUCCUCCUCCUCCUCCUCCGGCUCCGGGGCACCGUCGUGACAGCAGAGGUCCGCUGCCAUCACCUCGUCCGCCGCCGCCGGCGCUACAACGAGGUGACCACCAUGGGCAUGGAGAGCCGGAGGUCGUCGGGGAGGAGGCUGCUGGCGUUGCCGUUGCCGUUGCGACGACGAGCUACCAGCACCAGCAGUACGAGCUCGCCGUCAUGGUGGCGGCGCUCACCCACGUCAUCAGCUCCACUCAACCGGCGGCCCUCGCCGGUGCAACCGCGUCCGGGCAGCAAGCUGUGACCCGCCAACACAUCGCUCCUCUGGCCGCGGCGGCGACAUCGUCGUCAUCAGCGGCGUCGGAGCAGCAGCAGCAGCGUCCGCGGUACCGUGGCGUACGGCAGCGGCCGUGGGGCAAGUGGGCGGCGGAGAUCCGCGACCCCGUGAAGGCGGCGCGCGUAUGGUUGGGCACCUUCGACACCGCCGAGGACGCCGCACGCGCCUACGACGCCGCCGCGCUCCGCUUCAAGGGCGCCAAGGCCAAGCUCAACUUCCCUGGCGCCGGCGGUGCGCCUGCGCCACCCCGCCAUGCCGUCGGCCAGCUGCUGGCGCCCGGAGGCGGGGCAUCGCCAUCGUUGCGGCAGCAGCAGCGACCCCGACCCGUGGUGGCCUUCCGCCCGCAGAUCAACGCCCCGGCAGCCGUUGCUCGGGAGGAGUUCCCGGACCUCCACCGGUACGCGCACAUACUGCAGAGCGGUGACGUGGAUCUGCGGGCCGUUGCAGCCGGCGGGAUAACGCCGGGGCCGUCGUCGACGCCGGCGCACGACUUGCGGUCGCCGCCCCGGCCGGAUGAUCGCGGAUAUGGCGAGAGAAGUGCAGGCCCUGGCUGCUAAGUGAGUAGUACUCCCUUUUUUUUUAGGGUAACUGAGUUGUACUCUUACUGAAUACGUACUGAUUGACGUGUACAUGAGAAAACCAAGUUCUGCUUUUUCCCCAUCUUUUUGUUUGCAUAUUUCCCUAUUUAUUUUUGGCAAAAUGAACAGACACAACACUAGAAACAGCGUCUGUAGCAUGUGUACGUCGCAUGCCACUGUAUAUGUCAGCACUGAGGAGUGGUGAGGAACUCUCAGGAUUGUGGUCGAACUCGGAUAGGGUGCGUAGAACAAUACAGAACUGUGUAUGUGUGUCACCCUCGGGACGAAAUGCACGUAUAAAUAUACUUGUCGCGGUGAA
Molecule: messenger RNA, 1578 nt
Organism: Triticum aestivum (bread wheat)
Lineage: Eukaryota; Viridiplantae; Streptophyta; Magnoliopsida; Poales; Poaceae
Product: ethylene-responsive transcription factor RAP2-6
Exons: 2
Coding region: 564-1238 (224 amino acids)
Biological process (GO): ethylene-activated signaling pathway; regulation of DNA-templated transcription
Molecular function (GO): DNA binding; DNA-binding transcription factor activity
Source: RefSeq, a predicted model, not a curated record